This is a messenger RNA of Fraxinus pennsylvanica, 1785 nucleotides long. The record is from the annotation of a GenBank genome assembly. Lineage: Eukaryota; Viridiplantae; Streptophyta; Magnoliopsida; Lamiales; Oleaceae.
AUGGCGGAAAUCUCAGAAGCUCCUUCAACUUCAACCUCGGAUCCGGACUUCGACCAGGAGACCAUGCGAAAAUCCAAACCUGGAUUGAAACGCCUCACUCUAUCCCUCGCUGUUCUCUUCUCUUUUCUCUUAGGUCUUCCAUUCUUGCUGAAAUCAAUAGAGAUUUACAGAUCGCCACUCCCAUUUCGCGAAAUUGAUGAUUUAUCCACCGCCAUUGAAUCUAGUCCAAUUCUCUUUCCUUGCCAUUUCAGAGUAGUAUUUGUCAAUUUUGACCCAAAUUCCUAUACGGCUGAUCAAUUAUCGAUUUCGAUUCAAGCCCACGUUGCGAGAUUUGCCGCAAAAAAUUCCCCGGCUUGCGGAACUUGUGCUAGUAAUUUCACUGUCUCCGUAACCCUAGACUCUAACUCCGACUGCAUUAGCAAUGGGAAUAAUGUGGAUUGGAAAUGUGGGGCAUUGAAUGAAUUCAAAUUUGCAGAGAAACAUGAAGAUGGGCUAUUGGACGAGUAUUUGGCAUCUGUGUGUAAUAAUAAUAGUGAUGGGAAGGUUUAUACCGUGGUAGUGGUGAAAUCAGAACAGGAGGAAUUGAGGGCAGUGGUGGGGAAGUAUCGCCAUGCGUGGAUUAUGGGUAGGAUUUUUGAGGAGGAGGCUGUAGAGAAGAUAGCGGAAAUUUUUGUUAAAGUAUUUGUGAAUGGUGGGAAAGAGGAAGGAUCGAUUCGUGGGGAGUUUAUGCCGGUAGGGGCGGAUGGAAGAAUUGUUCUUUCAUUCAAUUUGUUGAAUGCUGAUCCGCAUAAUUGGAUAUAUGAUUGGGAUUUCCAAGAGAUAGAUGUGAAUCUCUUGUCUCCUAUUAUCGAGGCACUGAAACCGCUGGCAGAUGUUAGUGUGGAGAGUCAGGUUUUAUAUCACACUCCAAAGUCCUCAUUUUCUUUUUGGGAUGACAAGCUGGACAGCUAUAUUUUCAGUACCAAAGAUCUUCCUUUCUUUGUGAAUUCAAAUGAGUGGCAUUUGGAUACUUCAGUUGCAGCAGGCGGGCGAUCAAAAAUUUUGCAGUUUGUUGUGUAUGUACCAUCUGCAAAAGAGUGCCCUCUUCAGUUGCAGCUUCCAAAUGGAGAGAUUUCCCCAACAAAUGGCUUUAUAUCUCCAAUGUGGGGUGGAAUUGUCGUUUGGAAUCCUUCAGCCUGUUUGACGGAUUCAAAAAUCAAGCAUCCACUGAGACAUAAGAUUUCUUCUGAGGAUUCAAGGAAGGUUUUUGAAGUUUUCAUGGGGCAGUUGCGGCAACUCUUUGACUUGAAAUCUGAUGGUCUCUUUGUUGGUGCAUCAGGGACAUAUACACUUUUAGCUAGUGAAAGAGGAUUUUCAGAAUGGGAAUUGGAUGUGUUGUCACGGCAGCACUCAUGUUUUAAUCUUCUUCAAUGUGGCACAACUUUAGGAUCACUUUCUCGAUUGGUUCAAUCACUUCCAAGAAUGAUCAUUAUGGACGAUAUAGGAAAACAGGUGAAGUAUUCUCUUGAAGCUGCAAAAUUGACUUUAAGUAAUGCAUCGCUCGGAAUUUAUGAUGCUUCUGCUGAGUCCUCAAGACGAGCAAGAUUAUUGGCAGAGGAUGCAUUUUAUCACCCAUCUAUGAUGUCUGUCAGCUAUUACUCAUUUGAGCACUGUUUUGCCGUCUACUCGCCCUUCUUUCUGCCAGUUUCGCUGCAUGUGCUUCUUGCGGUCCUUAGAGAAUGGAAAAGAUACAAGCAAGAAAGCAAAAAAUAUUAUGCAUGGAAAGCCGUGUCGGAGACGAGUUAA